UCAGGACCUAUCACGUUUUCUGUGAGAUGGAUACGGCUAUGCAAAGGAAAAAAUCCGUACUUCACGGGUUAUGGAUGCUCUGGAUUGUCGGAUGGCUUGAAGAUGACAUCGCACCCGGAAAGCUUUCCGGGUACGGAAAUAGAUUGGGUGGAAGAAAAGCUUCGGAGAAUCCCCAACAUUUUCGAGUCUCCGUUUUAUGGUCUUCACCGACUUCUCCUUCAAGGUCACGGCAUAGAGGAGCUCCACGGGAAAAGACAUCGUCAGCGCACAGGUGAUAAGUUUUGGAUGAAGUUACAGCCACUACACGAUGAGACGACGAGCAACGGCCAGCACCAUCGCCACUGCGCUCAAAUGGCAAUGGACUCGUUA
This is a messenger RNA of Ostertagia ostertagi, 369 nucleotides long. NCBI's taxonomy places the organism in Eukaryota, Metazoa, Nematoda, Chromadorea, Rhabditida, Trichostrongylidae. The record is from the annotation of a GenBank genome assembly.